Messenger RNA from Chaetomium strumarium, 1685 nucleotides. RefSeq lists its product as uncharacterized. Lineage: Eukaryota; Fungi; Ascomycota; Sordariomycetes; Sordariales; Chaetomiaceae. The transcript has 3 exons. Gene Ontology annotation, molecular function: pyrimidine nucleotide-sugar transmembrane transporter activity. Gene Ontology annotation, cellular component: intracellular membrane-bounded organelle; Golgi membrane. The coding region runs from base 88 to 1383 and encodes 431 amino acids. Gene Ontology annotation, biological process: pyrimidine nucleotide-sugar transmembrane transport. The record is from RefSeq and is a predicted model, not a curated record.
UCACCUCGAUCCCGCUCUCUCACUACCUAUACAUCCUCAACGGUUCCAUUGCCCAUACAACUCCCCGUCGCCACACCGCCAGCGACAAUGGCGACCCCGGUGAUUCCCGCGCGGGCCCUCAUCCCGUUUCUGGUGGCCAUGAUGCUGUUCACCGGCGUCUGCAACACCCUCCUGACGAAGUAUCAAGACAACCAAUGCGUCCGCAACUGCGACGACCCGGACCCGAGGCGGCGAAAGCACUUCGAGCAGCCGGUGAUCCAGACUCUGCAGAUGUUCAUCGGCGAGAUGGGCUGCUGGCUCGUCGUCGGCCUGCUCUCCCUCUUCCGGCGCUAUACCGGCUACCGCUCCUCGGCUUCCUCCGUGGCGUAUGACCCCAUUCCCACGACGGCGGACGACGACGAGAACAACCCGCGGACUGCAGCGGACAACGCCAGCAUUCGCUCCACCACCGCCCUCAACCCCAGCAACGACUGCCCCCGCCCAGACCACGAAGGCCCCUCGGUCCUCCGCGGCUGGCGCGUCACGCUCCUCGCGCUCCCGGCCAUCUGCGACAUCCUCGGCACGACGCUGAUGAACGCGGGCCUGCUGCUGGUGGCGGCCUCCAUCUACCAGAUGACGCGCGGCGCACUGGUGCUCUUCGUCGGCCUGUUCAGUGUCAUAUUCCUCAAGCGCCACCUGCACCUGUUUCAAUGGCUCUCGCUGGUGGGCGUGAUGCUGGGCGUGGCGGUGGUCGGCCUGGCCGGGGCGAUCCAGCCGGAUAAGAAGCAUGCCGACCUGGGGGAUGCCGGUAGUGGCGAGGAGGGUGUGGUGACGGCUGAUGCGCUCAGGGUCAUUGUGGGCGUGUUGAUGAUUGCCGGUGCACAGGUGUUCACCGCGACGCAGUUUGUGCUGGAGGAAUGGAUUCUUGAGAGGUCGGCGAUUGAGCCGAUUCGGGUUGUCGGAUGGGAAGGCCUGUUUGGAUGCCUCGUCACGUUCCUGGGAAUGGUGGUGCUGCAUGCGGCCAUCGGGAGGACGGAGGCCGGGAGGUACGGCCCGUUUGAUAUGGUUGAGGGAUGGCGGCAGUUCUGGGAGCACAGGACCGUGUUUGUGUCGAGCGUUCUGAUCAUGAUCAGUAUCGGCGGCUUUAAUUUCUUUGGCCUGUCGGUCACCCGCAGCGUCAGCGCCACAUCCCGGUCGACCAUUGACACCUGCCGAACCCUCUUCAUCUGGAUUGUCUCGCUCGGCUUGGGCUGGGAGACUUUCAAGUGGCUGCAGGUGGUCGGCUUCGCCCUUCUGGUCUACUUCACCUUCCUGUUCAACGGCGUCGUGCAACCGCCGUUCAAGUUCCUGCGCGUGCGUGAGGUCGAAGAGCUACUCCCCGAGGAGCCGGUCGAGCAUAUCUAGGCAGACAUGGUGUGUUGCCUCACAACCUGCGUAUAUGUGUAGCCUUGUACGAGCUCAAGGAUGUGCAUCCGCACGGAAGAGUACGAGGAAUGAAGCAGCUGUUCAGACCUGGUCGUGAUACAACGGUACAUAUCAGAUUGAUGGCGUUCCGGGCAGGUUUGGUUAAAGGUUUGGGUUUAUCAUCUGGUCGGGCAUAUUCAAGUCGGUCAUCCUUCACUUUUUCUUAUCUGAGGCUAGAAGAAGAACAAUCAACAUCUUCAAGUCAACGGGGAGUCCAAGGGACUGUGAUUCCCAUUCCUGCA